Gorilla gorilla gorilla (western lowland gorilla) is the source of this 3029-nucleotide messenger RNA. RefSeq names its product leucine-rich repeat-containing protein 37B. NCBI's taxonomy places the organism in Eukaryota, Metazoa, Chordata, Mammalia, Primates, Hominidae. Gene Ontology annotation, molecular function: protein binding. The record is from RefSeq and is a predicted model, not a curated record.
GCCCUAGCGUGUGUCAUGUCUUGGCUGCGUCUGGGGCCCAUGGCCCCUCCUUACGUGGCAACUAUUGUCUUUACUAGUCAAGGAGCUCAGCCUCUGGUGUGGGUCAAGGACCCGCUCCAGCUGACCUCUAACCCCCUGGGGCCACCUGAGCCCUGGUCUUCCCGCUCCUCCAAUCUCCCAUGGAAAUCUCCCCAUACACCUGCUCCCCCAGCAGCUGCGGGGGACUUUGAUUACCUGGGGCCCUCUGCUUCUUCGCAGAUGACAGCCCUGCCUCAGGAAUCAACUGAAAAUAUGGCUCCAUUCCUGAGGGAAUUGGAUUCAGCUGGAGAGCUGCCCCUGGGGCCAGAGCCGUUCUUGGCUGCACAUCAGGAUUUAAAUAAGUGGACUCCAGAAGAAAGGCUCCCAAAGGUGGCUCCGCUUCUGGACCGGGAUCAGAACCAGGCCCUAGUUCAGCUUCCUCGCCUCAAGUGGGUUCAAACUGCAGAUAUAGAUCGGGCUGCAGGUCGUCAGGCAGAUGAAAUACUUGUUCCACUAGACAGUAAGGUUUCAAGACCAACCAAAUUUGUUGUUUCGCCCAAGAACCUGAAGAAAGAUCUAGCUGAACGUUGGAGCCUUGCUGAGAUUGUUGGGAUUCCACACCAAUUAUCCAAACCUCAGCGUCAGAAACAGACUUUGCCGGAUGAUUAUUUGAGUAUGGACACACUGUAUCCCGGCAGCCUGCCUCCAGAACUCCAGGUGAACGCAGAUGAGCCUCCAGGGCCUCCUGAGCAAUUUGGACUUUCUCAAUUCCAUCUAGAGCCCAAAAGUCAAAAUCCAGAGACCCUUGAAGACAUCCAGUCCUCUUCACUCCAGGAAGAAGCCCCAGCGCAGCUUCUACAGCUCCCUCAGGAGGUAGAACCUUCAACCCAGCAGGAGGCCCCAGCUCUGCCUCCAGAGUCCUCUAUGGAGAGUCUAGCUCAGACUGCACUGAAUCAUGAAGUGACAGUUCAACCUCCAGGUGAGGAUCAAGCUCAUUAUAAUUUGCCGAAGAUUACAGUCAAACCUGCAGAUGUGGAGGUUACCAUGACUUCAGAGCCUAAAAAUGAGACAGAAUCUACCCAAGCCCAGCAGGAGGCCCCAAUUCAGCCUCCAGAGGAGGCGGAACCUUCUUUUACAGCCCUGAUGACUACAGCUCCUCCUCCAGAACACCCUGAGGUGACACUUCCACCUUCAGACAAGGGUCAGGCUCAGCAUUCACACCUGACUGAAGCCACAGUUCAACCUCUGGACCUGGAGCUUAGCAUAACUACAGAGCCUACUACAGAGGUUAAACCGUCUCCAACCACGGAGGAAACCUCAGCUCAGCCUCCAGACCCGAGGCUUGCCAUAACUCCAGAACCCACUACAGAGAUUGGACAUUCCACAGCCCUGGAGAACACUAGAGCUCCUCAUCCAGACCAGGUUCAGACUCUGCAUCGAAGCCUGACUGAAGUCACAGGUCCACCUACAAAGUUAGAAUCUUCGCAGGAUUCAUUGGUGCAGUCUGAAACUGCACCAGAGGAACAGAAGGCCUCCACAAGCACCAACAUAUGUGAGCUCUGCACCUGCGGAGAUGAGACUCUGUCAUGUGUUGGUCUCAGCCCAAAGCAGAGGCUCCGCCAAGUGCCUGUGCCAGAGCCCGACACCUACAAUGGCAUCUUCACCACCUUAAAUUUCCAAGGAAACUAUAUUUCAUACAUUGAUGGAAAUGUAUGGAAAGCAUACAGUUGGACCGAGAAACUAAUUCUCAGUGAAAAUUAUUUGACUGAAUUACAUAAGGAUUCAUUUGAAGGCCUGCUAUCCCUCCAGUAUUUAGAUUUAUCCUGCAAUAAAAUACGAUAUAUUGAAAGACAUACAUUUGAAUCACUACCAUUUUUGCAGUAUAUAAAUCUGGGCUGCAAUUUAAUUACAGAACUGAGCCUUGGAACAUUUCAGGCGUGGCACGGAAUGCAGUUUUUACACAACUUAAUUCUCAAUCGCAAUCCUCUGACUACUGUCGAAGAUCCAUAUCUCUUUGAACUGCCGGCAUUAAAAUAUCUAGACAUGGGAACAACACACAUCACACUUACAACACUUAAGAACAUUCUCACGAUGACUGUUGAACUGGAAAAACUGAUCUUACCUAGCCAUAUGGUCUGCUGCCUCUGCCAAUUUACAAAUAUCAUUGAGGCUGUCCGCAAAACAGUCAAGCUGCAUUGCAACACUGCAUGUCUGACUAACAGCAUACAUUGUCCUGAAGAAGCAUCUUUAGGGACUCCAGAAGGAGCGUUCAUGAAGAUGUUACAAGCUCGGAAGCAGCACAUGAGCACUGAGCUGACUAUUGAGUCAGAGGCGCCCUCAGACAGCAGUGGCAUCAACUUGUCAGGCUUUGGGAGUGACCAGCUUGAAAUUCAGCUAACCGAGCAGCUACGGUCCCUCAUCCCCAACGAGGAUGUGAGAAAGUUCAUGUCUCAUGUUAUCCGGACCUUGAAAAUGGAAUGUUCAGAAACACAUGUGCAAGGGAGCUGUGCCAAGCUCAUGUCGCGAACAGGCCUCCUGAUGAAGCUUCUCCGCGAGCAGCAGGAAGCAAAGGCGUUGAAUGUAGAAUGGGAUACGGACCAACAAAAAAAAAAUUAUAUUAAUGAGAACAUGGAACAGAAUGAACAGAAAGAGCAGAAGUCAAGUGAGCUCAUGAAAGAAGUUCCAGGAUAUGACUAUAAGAACAAACUCAUCUUCGCAAUAUCUGUGACUGUAAUACUAAUAAUUUUUAUUAUAAUUUUUUGUCUUAUAGAGGUGAAUUCACAUAAAAGGGCAUCAGAAAAAUACAAAGACAACCCAUCAAUAUCAGGAGGCUGAGCACGAGUUAAAGCAUGUGGAUGGCCUGGAGCCAUGUUUUUAAAAUUGUUAUUAAAUGUUGGUUUUUUACUUAAAUCAAUGAAAACUUUCUUUACUUUGUGGUUGUGUUCCUCAAAAUGAGAAUUUUUAACAAUAAUAAAAAUAAAGCUUGUUAGAUCAUUUUUAAUGGUAAUAAA